Eleginops maclovinus (Patagonian blennie) is the source of this 2125-nucleotide messenger RNA. RefSeq lists its product as uncharacterized. Gene Ontology annotation, molecular function: ubiquitin-protein transferase activity. The coding region runs from base 144 to 1922 and encodes 592 amino acids. The record is from RefSeq and is a predicted model, not a curated record. The transcript has 13 exons. NCBI's taxonomy places the organism in Eukaryota, Metazoa, Chordata, Actinopteri, Perciformes, Eleginopidae.
CUUUCCCAGGAUUUUUCCGAAAGGAGGCAAAAGGCAAAAGGCGUUUUGCACCAUUUAAGACAAAUGAAACAGGGAAGAAGUUGUUGGUGAUUUUUGUACUUCUUGAAAAAGAAUAUAAAAAAACUCCAAGCGGAGAAGAGGAAAUGUCUCUCAUGCUGGCUGGCCUGGGAAAACGUUCGCUGACUAUAUGUGAAAACAUGACCCAUUCAGAGUUUUCAGAUUUGCUGCUUAGUACAUAUCCAAGACUGGCAAACAUCUGUGGUGGCUGGAUGCUGCACAAGUCCACAGGUGGGAGUGGGCGGCGGAGCUUGGUCGUCAUACCGCCAGAUCUGAAUGGAUACACUGGCCAACAGCUAAAAGCUGUCAGUGGGAAUGGGAAAUAUACUUUGUACAUUUCUCCUUUACAAGAAGAGCUGGAUAAAAUCCCAUUACCACCCGAGGCAAAGGAGUUUCAGGACAUGCCCAAAGCCCAGUGCACAAUCUGCCAAAAAUGUUUUCCACUUCAGAUUCUUCCUGUGCACGUCAAGCAAUGCAAGACAGAACUGGUAGAUUUGUGCUGUUCUGUUGAAGAGGAAAGCUGCAACGAAGAACAUGAAUUCCCAGAUUUCAUGUGCAACCAGACAGACAAGGUGAAAUUGUUUGUGCUUUCCUGCAAAGCAUUUGAAGUGGACAUAAUUGAGAUCCAUGCAGCCAGAUGCGGAUUACGACCUUCAGAUAAUGAUGGCCAUGCAUCAAGUGGAUCGGUCAGUCAGAUCAGUACCUUUCAAAGUUCUGAGGAAAUCUUGGAUUGGAUCGCUUGUCAAGUGAAUGAAACAAACACAUUUUCCAUCUGUGUGUCGCGAACUGACCUCUUCAGCAGAGGCAUGCAACAGUGGCAACGGCAGAAGAAGACAUCUCCCAAAUGUAGACUUAAAGUCACAUUCUUUGGCGAGGCAGGCAUCGAUACUGGUGCCCUUAGCAAAGAAUUCCUCACAGAAAUGGUGGCAGAGAUCGAAAACAGACUCUUUGUUGGAGGGCCAGAUAAGAAAGGGAAGAAUCCUGUGUAUUGUCUCAACAGUUUGGAUUCUAACUACUUCAGGAGUGCAGGAGAGGUCAUGGCAGCUAGCCUGGCACAAGGCGGACCUUGCCCUAACUUAAUGCGCGAGUGGUGCUUUAGAUAUCUCUGCUCCGGUGACUCUGAUAGCAUACAAGUGUCUGCCAGUGAUGUAACAGAUUUUGAACUGUCAGAGCUUAUUGAGAGGAUAAACAGCGCCGGUAAUGACAACAUCAGUGAUUUAGCUGACCAUAUUGUGACCUGCGGAUACACUGGAAUCGUGUCUAUGGGGAAAAAAGACAGCAUGAUAAGAACUGUUGUACUUCACUCCACCAUGAGAGUCAUCCCGAUGCUAGACCAGCUGAGAAAAGGCCUGCAGCUGUAUGACCUACCAAAGGUCAUGAAGACCCAUCAAGACCUCUGCCUACCACUGUUUGUUCCAGGGGAAGAUGAUAAGGCGGAUGCAGCCUUCCUUCUGGAGAGGAGCCGCCCCGUCUUCAGUGAGAUGGGUACGGCCAAGCACCAAAAGGAAGUAAUGAUAAUGAACUUUUUCCAGGACUACCUUCAAGAACUUGAGGAUUCUGAACAAGAACAAGAAGGGGGCCCCAGCAACAGCAGUGUUGCUCCCGAAAGCUUGAAUGUAGGACGUGUCAUGCAAUGGAUGACAGGACAGCGGCACAAGCCUGUUCUGCCCAGCGACAAGAGGGACUUUGUCGUCAAUAUAAAAUUCUGCCAUGACUGUGACACGCAACACACGGUUUGCUUUCCCACUGUAAGCGCCUGCAGUCGCACGGUCACUUUCCCCUCAGCUCACCUGGGAACGUACAGUGAGUUCAAAAACAUUGUGACGCUAGCCAUAUGCCACGGGCAAACGUUUGACAGAGUGUAACCUUCCUGUUUCAGUCAACUUUUUAGUUUUUCAUGGCUACAAAACCAUUGCUAUUCUGUUGGUGCAUGUUACUCUUCAAAAACUUGACUCGCAAACAAAAAAAAAUACUGUGGGCAUUCUGAACAGUCAAACUUUUUAUUCUGUAAUGGAAAUUUCUUUUUUCAAUAAACAUGUGUGGGACUCCUGUCUCAUAUAAAAUUGAA